Molecule: messenger RNA, 820 nt
Organism: Lolium rigidum
Lineage: Eukaryota; Viridiplantae; Streptophyta; Magnoliopsida; Poales; Poaceae
Product: agamous-like MADS-box protein AGL62
Exons: 2
Coding region: 74-820 (248 amino acids)
Biological process (GO): positive regulation of transcription by RNA polymerase II
Molecular function (GO): DNA-binding transcription factor activity, RNA polymerase II-specific; RNA polymerase II cis-regulatory region sequence-specific DNA binding; protein dimerization activity
Source: RefSeq, a predicted model, not a curated record
UGUACAUAGCUACCUACCUAGGCUAUCGAAACAAAGACAGAGAGAAGAUCGGAAGUUUUCAGGGUACUGGGCAAUGGGGCGGAGGAAGAUAGAGAUCCGUCGCAUCGAGAGCAGGCAGGCGCGGCAGGUGUGCUUCUCCAAGCGCCGCCCGGGCCUCUUCAAAAAAGCAGGCGAGCUGGCUGUCCUGUGCGGCGCCGAGGUGGCCGCCGUCGCCUUCUCCCCCGGCGGGAAUGUCUUCUCCUUCGGCGACCCCUCCGUCGACUCCGUGCUCGGCCGCUUCCGCCCCUCCAACAACUCUCAGGAGGCGCAGGCCGCGGCGGCGGUGGGUGGCGGCGUCCGCGACCGGAACCAGGCACCGCCGGAGCUCAACCAGGAGCUCGGCCAGGUGCACGCGCUGCUGGACGUGGAGAAGGCGCAGAGGGAGGCGGCGGACAAGGCGUUGGCGGAGGCGCGCGCCGAAGGGUUGCAGCUGGCGGCGUGGCUCGAGACCGACGUCAACAAACUGGGGGAGGAGGACUUGGUGGCCUUCGUCGCCGAUCUGGCCAAGCUGGGCGCCGCCGACGCCGUGGCGGCGCGCGCCGACCCGGUGCCCCUGGACACGCUGCAUGGCGGUGGCGGUGGACCCUCGUGCCGGCCCUGGUGGCAUCGUGUCCACCCCGCCGCACUGCGGCUCGCGCCGGUCGUCGGUGUCGUGCUCGUUCACGGGAUGGCCGAACACCAGAUCGCCCAGCACGACACAUCAGCGCUCGCCUUGAGAGGAUUUUGUGGCGACGACGCGCGGGGUCAGGACUCGGGAGUGAUAUCUAUACUUGGGAUGUGA